AUGACUAGUACCAAAAUGAAUGAGAAUACGCGGGCAUUAGGGCCUGAAGAAAAGGUAGCGCCUGUUCACAAUAUGAUAGAGAGAGAUUUCGCAUCAGAACUCAUAGAAGCCCCAGAGAAUAUAGUUAUAAAGGAGUCGUACAUUGUUCCAAGGAUGGGAGAGUCGUAUACAUCGUACACGGAUUCGUUUAUGAAUUUAGAACUAUUAAAAAGAGGGGAAAGAGAGGUCUUCAAAUUUCAACAAUCGAUUAACGGCCAUCUUACGGAAGAAACAUAUGACUUGAUAAGAACAGAUUCCUUGACACCCGAAACUCUGGCCAGUACGAACCCGAAAUGGACCAAAAUAACGGCAGAACCACGUUAUUUAUUUCUAAAACGAAGGUAUUACCGAGAUAACAAUGGUUUAAUUCACGACCAUCUCAGAAAAGAUAAAAUUGUCUGUGAACCCGUAUACGUAUUUGAUAUGAUCAUGGGGUGUCACUUGAUGAAUAAUCAUGGUUUCGUAAAAAAGAUUCAUCAUAGUUUAUCUACUUUUUACUCUAAUAUUACUCGUGAUUUGUGCUUAAAGGCAUUGAAAUUUUGCUCUGUAUGUAACCCAGAGCAAAAAAUAGGUAAACUAGAAAAAUUUAAGCAUAGAAAUAUUUAUAAUGAGCUCAUGCCCCUAGAGAGAGUGCAUAUAGAAAUUUUUGAACCAUUUCCAAAUGAGAAAAUCGAAAAGAAGUAUUCCCAUAUCCUGUAUUGUAGAGAUUACCAUUCGAGAUACAUAUGGAUGCUUCCUUUGAAAAACACCAAAUUUAAGCAUCUCGUUCCUACUAUGGCAAGUCUUUUUCUGAGUUUUAUAAGGCAGCCGAUAUUCAUAGAAACAGCCUCAUUAGAUUGGCAGGAUAUGUUUGAUAUAUGUGAGAAAAUUGCUUUUGAAUACGACCUUCAAAUUGGCUUGGGUACUAGUAAACCUAAUACAUUCCACGCUGCCGGUAUUAGGCAAAUGAAAGCCAAAUUAGAAGCUCAUAGGGAAGAAUGUUUGUUGAGCUGGAAUCUGUGUUUAAAAUAUGGAUCUUAUGAUCACAACAUCCGUCAUAAUGAUAGAGCAGGCGGUGUCCCAGGUGAUUUGUUGUCCAGUCAAAUCCAAGAAUGUUCUUUGAAGUUCAAAGAGAAAAUAAUACAAAUUUUAGAGAAUGCAGUUAGUGAAAGUGUUUUAAGAGUUGAUAAUGGGUUGAUUUUUCUUGAAGUCGAUGAACCACAUGAUGAACCGCACGAUGAACCUUACGAUGAAUUUCAAUUUGAAGGCGAUCAAUCAAUAGAUGAAGAGGAUAUGGGUGCUGUAAUGCCACCAGCAACGGAAGCCGAUGCGCAGGACAGCAUGUCCUUGACAGAGGCAUAUAUGACUGAUGGUCUUCCUAAGCCUAGGGUAUCGAAACGCCUUAUAGAUAGGCAGGAUACUUCAGAAAUAUCUGGCCCACUUACCUCAUAUUAUGAGGAGACGCACGACUCUAUAAUUUCUAAGAAGCACAAGACUGAUGAUUAUGUAGAAAUGGAGAGUAAUAGUUCAAUGAAACUAUAA
Kazachstania africana CBS 2517 is the source of this 1560-nucleotide messenger RNA. It is a transcript of the gene FOB1, whose product is annotated as replication fork barrier binding protein FOB1. Gene Ontology annotation, molecular function: nucleic acid binding. The transcript has a single exon. Lineage: Eukaryota; Fungi; Ascomycota; Saccharomycetes; Saccharomycetales; Saccharomycetaceae. The coding region runs from base 1 to 1560 and encodes 519 amino acids. The record is from RefSeq and is a predicted model, not a curated record.